GUUAGCACAUCAAAUGGCGAACGAAGAACGAAUUCUAGCCCAGUUGAAAAAUGAAGAAGGAAAGAACUUAGGUGCUCCAAUCGACUUACCUUUGGACGUUACAGCGGAGGGACUGCAAACUAUCUGCAAUGCUUUACAAGAAAACGAAGAGGCUUUGCCAUAUGCAUUCUUUAUUCACAGCUUUGAAUUGACUGGCUGUCUUCGUGAAACUCUUGAUGAUCAAAGUACCGGUUACAGUACAGAGAAAGUGCUAGAAAUUGUUUGUCAACCACAAGCAGUAUUCAAAGUGAGAGCAGUGACACGCUGCACCAGCUCACUACCUGGUCAUACUGAAGCUGUCAUUGCUGUAUCAUUCAGUCCUGAUGGAAGGCAGUUAGCAAGUGGAUCUGGUGACACGACAGUCAGAUUUUGGGACAUUUAUACAGAAACACCAUUACAUACAUGCAAAGGUCACAGCCAUUGGAUUCUAUGUAUUUCAUGGGCAUCAGAUGGCAGCAAGUUAGCAUCUGGUUGCAAGAACAGUCAAAUUUGUAUUUGGGAUCCAUCAACUGGGAAGCAACUUGGUAAGACUCUGUUGGGACACAAAUUGUGGAUUACAUGCCUGACCUGGGCUCCACGGCAUAGUGACCCCGAGUGUAGAUAUUUAGCAAGUGCUUCAAAGGAUUGCACUGUUCGGAUUUGGGAUGUUUUUGUUGGUUUAUGUGUGAGGUCUCUCUCGGGACACACACAAUCGGUUACUUGUGUUAAAUGGGGAGGCGAAGGUCUGCUCUAUACUUCAUCUCAGGACAGGACAAUCAGAGUGUGGCGAGCAGAGGAUGGCAUUCUGUGUAGAAGUCUGCAAGGACAUGGCCACUGGGUCAAUACUUUAGCUUUGAGCACAGAUUAUGCGAUUAGGACUGGAUUGUUUAAUCCUGCACACAGCAGUGUAGUCCCUCAAGGAACCGCUAAUGAGCUCGCUUCGAUGGCUAAAGAGCGCUACUUGUCUGCAAAGGGUUCGAAGGCUGAAAUGCUUGUGUCUGGAUCUGAUGAUUUUACUAUGUUUUUAUGGAAUCCCAGUGAAAGCAAGAAGCCCGUAGCACAAAUGACUGGACAUCAACAGUUGAUUAAUCAAGUUCUGUAUUCACCCGAUGGACUGAUAAUUGCCAGUGCAUCAUUUGAUAAAUCGGUGAAACUGUGGAAUGGGUACACGGGCAAGUUUAUUGCUGCAUUAAGGGGUCACGUCCAAGCUGUUUACCAAAUUGCAUGGUCUGCAGACAGUCGACUUCUCUGCAGUGGAAGUGCUGACAGCACACUUAAGGUAUGGAAUAUUGCACAAAGGAAACUGCUUAUCGACCUGCCAGGGCAUGCUGAUGAGGUUUUCUCUGUUGAUUGGAGUCCAGAUGGUAGCCGAGUAGCAAGUGGUGGUCGAGAUCGAGUGCUUAAAUUAUGGAGGCAUUGAAUGACAAAGUUAUUCAUAUCAUUGAUGGAGAGAUCUUAUAACAAUAUCAACGUACUGAAUAUGAUAUUGUAUAGAAUGUGAUGCAUCAAUAAAUUAAUUAAGCCGACAUCCUCUUACGUCAUGG
Messenger RNA from Corticium candelabrum, 1562 nucleotides. RefSeq names its product notchless protein homolog 1-like. The record is from RefSeq and is a predicted model, not a curated record. Gene Ontology annotation, cellular component: nucleolus. Gene Ontology annotation, molecular function: protein binding. NCBI's taxonomy places the organism in Eukaryota, Metazoa, Porifera, Homoscleromorpha, Homosclerophorida, Plakinidae. Bases 14 to 1438 code for a protein of 474 amino acids. The transcript is spliced from 17 exons. Gene Ontology annotation, biological process: Notch signaling pathway; ribosomal large subunit assembly.